Notechis scutatus (mainland tiger snake) is the source of this 6793-nucleotide messenger RNA. The record is from RefSeq and is a predicted model, not a curated record. NCBI's taxonomy places the organism in Eukaryota, Metazoa, Chordata, Lepidosauria, Squamata, Elapidae.
CAAGUCACAGCUUGAUUUGUAGUUGCCUACCAGUUGCUAAUCUGCACCUCAAGACAUUAAGUCUUUAAACGAAAUCACAGCACCCAUGGAAGCGUAAUACUUUUUAUUUUCAUUUUAGCCCAUUGAAAAGGCAGAAGCUGAUUGGAGCAGGCUUCUCCCAAAUCAGUUUCACCUGAACUCUGCUUGGAUUCUCAACUUUUUUUUCAGUCUUCCUCUUCUGUUCCACACUGCCAUCUUAGCAGCAGGUAAGAACAUGCCUAAUGAGAAUUUGGAAGCCAACCAGAAAAGGGUUGGUCUUCUCUUAAUAAUACAGUAAUUUCCAUUGAAUACCACCCCAUUUGAUGCUCUGCUAGCAGUAAAGAUGGGGGUAGAUGUUUCGUGUAAGCUCCUUCCUCUCUUUCCCAUGCCUUCCACCUCUAGACAUCUCUCAGUUAUCAGGAAAUGUGACUGAUCCAGAGGACGCUACUUUUCAAGGGAGACUCUGAAAACUUCUCCUGUUGGUUAUUGUGCCCAUCUCAAUAGAUCAACAAUCUGGAUUUAAUUCAUGAAGCCACAGUGAAGACCAAAACUUCUCUGGCACCAGUUCCUUGGUGAUGUUAGAAAAAGACCCAAAAGAAGAUUCAAGAGGGAAUGCCAGAUGUGAGAGACACUUCCUGCAAGUGACCAUUCCCAUUUAGGAAGGACACAUCCAAAGCUCAUCUUCACCUUCAGGUUCAGCAAGCUUCUAUGUCUUGAUAACACCAGCAGAAAGCAGAAUUCUUGCAAAGCUACUGAAAGGACAAAGUACACUUCUAUAUAAAGGCAUUUGGCUGACCCAUUUGUGACAAGAAGUAGGAUCCAAUGUUAUGAGAUUUUGCAUGGACUUCACUAGACUUCUGCAUAUACAGCCAUGGUGCCUAUGGGGAGAAAUGCCGGGUUGCCUUACCUGCUGUGCCGUGGGUGACAAACACUCUAUUGACAGCUGUGCCCUUGAGUCUCCCGCGCAGUCUCAGAGUGGCUCACUCAUCAAUUUACAGAGAGAGCCUGGAACACAAUGAACAAACUGAACUUCCACAAUAACAGAAUCAUGCAGGACCGACGAAGUGUCUGUAUUUUCCUCCCCAAUGACGAUUCCCUCAACAUCAUUAUCAACGUUAAAAUAUUGUGCCAUGAGUUACUUGUCCAAGUUUGUGACCUGCUACGGCUGAAAGAUGGGCAUCUCUUUGGGCUCAGUGUGAUACAAAAUAAUGAGCAUGUCUAUAUGGAGUUAUCCCAGAAGCUCUACAAGUACUGCCCAAAAGAAUGGAAGAAAGAAGCGAGUAAGGGUAUAGACCAGUUUGGUCCCCCAAUGAUCAUUCACUUCCGAGUGCAGUAUUAUGUGGAGAAUGGUCGCUUGAUCAGUGACCGAACUGCACGCUACUAUUAUUACUGGCAUCUGAGGAAACAAGUCCUGCGUUCUCAGUGCAUGCUGCGCGAAGAGGCCUAUUUCCUCCUAGCAGCCUUUGCAUUGCAGGCUGACCUGGGCAAUUUCAAAAGGAACAAGCAUUUUGGGAAAUACUUUGAACCCGAAGCAUACUUUCCUGCGUGGGUGGUGGCCAAGAGAGGGAAGGAUUAUAUCCUGAAACACAUCCCCAUCAUGCACAAAGACCAAUGUGCUCUCACUGCCUCUGAGGCCCAUCUCAAGUACAUCAAGGAGGCUGUUCGGUUGGAUGACGUAGCUGUCCAUUAUUAUAGAUUGUACAAGGACAAGAAAGAAAUUGAUGCUUCCCUUUCCCUUGGGCUUACCACAAAGGGAAUCCAGAUAUUCCAGAAUGUAAACAGUGAAAGACAGCUGCUCUAUGACUUCCCUUGGACCAAUGUAGGAAAACUUGUAUUUGUGGGCAAAAGAUUUGAGAUUCUGCCUGAUGGCCUGCCAUCUGCUCGUAAGCUCACCUACUACACUGGCUGUCCUUUGCGAUCUCGGCAUCUCCUGCAGCUCCUGAGCAAUAGCCAUCGCCUCUACAUGAACCUGCAACCUCUCCUGCGGCAGAUCAGGAAGCUAGAGGAAAAUGAAGAGAAAAAACAAUACCGCGAAUCCUACAUCAGCGAUGCUCUGGACCUUGAUAUGGAUCAACUGGAAAAGCGUUCCCGAGCCAGUGGAAGUAGUUCAGGCAGCGUGAAGCACAAGCGUCUCUCCCGCCACUCCACUGCUAGCCAUAGCAGCUCCCACACCUCUGGAAUUGAGGCUGAUCCAAAGCCCAGGGAACGAGGGACUGAGGAGGACUUCAUGGUGGCCGCCGUCCAUCGCCAGCUGAGAGCUUGCAGCUCUAUGACCAGUCAUGGUAGUUCUCAUACUUCUGGAGUAGGAAGCAGUGAGAAGGAACGGCUGGAGGAGGACUCCUCUCAGGAGGAUGAAAUAGAAAUGCUGGUUGAUGAUCCUCGAGAUCUCGAGCCAACAAGCGAAACGUCUCUGGAUGACAUCAAUCCUGAUGUUUGCAUUUACAUCACAGAGGACAUGCUGUUGGCCAGGAAGUUUAAUGGGCAUUCAGGAUUAGUUGUCAAAGAAGUGAAUUCGUCUACUUCCAGUUCCUCAGAGACAGUGGUAAAACUUCGUGGCCAGAGCAUUGAUUCAUUGCCACAGAGCAUCUGCCAGAAACCAAGGACUUCCACCGAUCGCCACAGCUUAAGUCUGGAUGACAUUCGGCUCUACCAAAAAGACUUCUUGCGCCUGGCAAGCCUAUGCCAAGAGACAGCGCAGAGUUAUACAUUUGGGUGUGGCCAUGGAUUGGCUGAAGACAGUCUGUAUUGUAAUGGCUGUUUAGCUCAACAGUGCAUCAAUAUCCAAAACGCUUUUCCCGCCAAAAGAACCAGCAAAUACUUUUCCUUGGACCUCGCCCAUGAAGACGUUCCAGAAUUUGUUGUCUGAUGCUGUCGUUGGGUGCUCUGGCAAGACAACGCAAUGUUUCCAGUUCCAAAAACCCUUUCUGGUGUGCCAAACAGGAAUUUUCCCUCUCAAUGGUUUUCCCAGGAUACUUUAAAAAAAAGAAAAGAAAAAAAUCAAGGCCUUGUAAACUGUUGCACUUUUGUAAAAGCUUAUCCUAUUUGCGGUCUCUUUGGCAUCAGUGUUUGCCGUGAGGCAGAAUUUGAUUUGGUUAAAAAUCAGUUGGAUUUGGAAGAUCUGGUCUCUUCUUUUGAAAGCAGCCAAUUUGGAGGACCUUUUGUUUCGCAAGAAGGAUGCACAAUGUUUACUUUUCAAUAUAGAUAUAAUCUCUUUUAUUUGUUUUGGUUUUUUUUAAUUUGCCUCACGGGGGCUCUUCUGUGCUAUGCAUACCAUAGAUUUUUGCAUCAUCUUUGCAGUUGUUUUUCCCCUUGUGAGAAUAAUCGCUUUAGUUCUUCUUCUCCAUUCCCAUUUGUUGUGCCAUGUCAAACCAAAGAAAUGCACCCUGCACAAUGGGUGACAUCAAGACGAAGCUCUAAGCAAUAACUAACCCAAAGGAUUGUGUAGAAAAGUUGCUCAGAGGAUGAAAGCAACUUGAGAUGCAAUGAAUCCAUCUUGUGAUCUUCCCCCUCACCAAAAAAAAAAGUAUGUAAGCUUUUGAUCCAAAUGGAAUCUUUGUGCUAUUUUGUAAAGUUUACAAAAAGAAAAAAAACAACAAGCAAAUGAACAACAACACAACAAAAAUCCCCAAAUAGAUGUUUGGUGGUUUGGGGAAACUUUCUGGAAGCUUUGUUGUUUCAAAAGGGAAAAAAAUGAGGAUGUAGCAAUAGGAUUUGCUGACCAAAGUACCUUAAGUUCAGAGAGAGGGAGGGAGAGGGAGAGAGAGAGAGAGAGAGAGAGAAAGUAUGUGUGAGAGAGCAAAUAUAAAAUAUGCACAUUGCAGAAAAAGAGUAUAUGUUUAAUGUAUUUUUGAAAAUAUAAAACUAUGUUUUAUUUUGGUUUUGAUUUCAGUGGUUUUUUAAAAGAAAAAUUAACGCUUCCUGUCUUUCAAACUGCAUGUAUAGACAAUUGUGCAAAUGCACAUUUUACACAUGGUUAAAACAGCCUCUUUUUUGUUUUUUGUUUUGAUUUGAUUUGAUUUGAUUUGUAAUUUAGUGUAAUAAGGGGAGAGAGUUCUUUCUGUACUGCAAGCAUGGUUUCCCUACUCCAAUAAUUUUUCUUUUUAAUUUUUUACUCCAAUAACUUUUGCUUCCAUGUAUCAUGAGAUGUUCCUCUCCCCUUUCUGGAAAGGGGAAAGAUGUCUUAUCUUGUUUCAUUGAUUGUGUUAGAUCAAUGAACAAGUGGGACUUUUGAAAGGAAUGCUCUGAUUUUAUGUCUGCCAUAGGUUGUAACAAAAGCUCCAUCAGCUGCCAUCCUCCUAUCACCAAAGAGCUGAUCACUGUGGCAUCUUUUUUUAGAGGGCCCCAUUGUAAAGACUGCCAACCCUUCCAUUGUCCAAGCACACUGAGGGGAAGGAAUGAGUAUCAAUAGAACAGAAACAGAAGAAAAUGCUAUCCAAAACAUUUUCCCUGCAACACUAUGUCUUGCACAACACAAUUCCUAGUAACUGCACAACAUGCAAAAGCUUGGUUAGUUUUAACUUUGAUGAUAUGUUAUGGUGACUUAGCCUAUUUCAUAACCGAGUCCCUUAUUUAGUUUGUAGCUGCUUUCUGCAAAUCCAGGAGUAGAUUGAUUCAGCUAACAAUUAAGAGGCAUAUAUGAAUCCAGCCACUACUCAGCAAAAAAAAGCAUCCAGUAUAGCAUUGGAUUAUGAGUAAUUGUCUGUUUUUAGUAGAUUGGGAAAAAUAGAAAUAUUUACAUAUCGCUUCUUCAUUGUGGGCUUCAUGGUGCCAGACUAUCAGAAACACAUGUCUGAGUAACCGACACAUUUUCUUCAGUUCCUUCCCCAAGAGAAUUGAGGAUGUCAAUCUCCACCAGGAGUUUUGAGGUCCAUCUUUGCCUCCUUACCUCUCUACCAUUGUGCUUUAGGGUCCCUUCAGCCAUUGGUUAGGUCCACAAAAGACUUGCACUUAAUGGAUUUGGAUAUAUGCAUACAACAAAUGCUUAUUUUACUAUCUAUGUAUCUGCACAUAAUUAUUUUUGCAAUCUUCUAUGAAACGAAAUAUGCAAAUAUCACCUGCCAUAGGCCACUCUCUGGUAGCAGUUAAUCAGCCUUGAUUGAAACUAGUUAAGAGGGGACCUGAUUUGUGUUUGAGUUAGGAGCCUAGCAGAAAUUCUAUAGACCAGGAAGAUACAAAGACAUCCCUAAAAACAAUGGCAGGCCACUUUCAGAUUGUUCCCAUUAAAAUAAUAUAGAUCAAAGGUGUCAAACUCCCGUUGUCACAUGAUGUAUCACAACUUUUUUCCCCUUUGCUAAACCGGGUGUGGGCGUGGCCAGCACAUGACACACCAGCCAUGAGUUUGACAGCCCUGAUAUAGAAGCUUCUGUGGCAUCACUAAGACUAGAGCUCAGCCCAAAGGAGAUUUUAUCUUUAAGACCUAGAAGUAGCUAUGUCUGUCAACAUGUCGUGCAAAACGUUUGCUGGUGUGUGACUUUUUCUACUAGACCAUAGUAUAGUCCUCCAGAAGACCCUCAAUAUUCUAGAGGGCUAACUUUUCUGAGCUCUGGUCCCAGGGUACCUGAAGAUUUUAUCUGACUUGUGGAUAAAUUCUCCUUCUGACAUAUUUGCAGCCUUUUCAGGAGGAGAACGUCCUGUAUCAGAGGAUAGUAACCAUGGGGGGGGUGGGGGAGGGACAGAUUUUCCCCUUUAUCAGGAAUUGUUCUAGCAGUACAAUAAUUUCCAGCCACUAUUGGGAGAAAAGCAUUUACAAACAAAACAAAAAGAUUCAUAGCAUAUUGCCUUAAAAAAAUAUUUUUGUGAGAUUUUGUAAUCAUAGCCAUAGUAUUGCCAUAUUUUGAUAUAUGGUAUUUUUCUAACUGAAAACAUACAUCACACACACACACAUAAAUAUACAAUAUGUAUUUCUUUGUACACAAAUCACACACAACGGAUAUAUUUAUUUUUAAAAAAUUAGUACAAUAUUUCACUUAGGGGGGGGGGGUGUCAAAAAUCAGAUGAUUGGGCAUUUUGUUGGGCCAUGAGGAUUGUAUAAAUCACCUGUUGAUGAUGAUGAUGAUGAUGAUGAUGACGAUGAAAUGUAGCCAGCAUAUGGACACUGGUAUAUUUACAACUUUGGUGAACUUGUUCCUGCUUCCUCUGAAUAGCAAUAGCAAUGCCAAUGCACUGAUAUUUUUCUCUUCAUAAAUUCCAGUGGGUUGACACCGCUCAGUAAUUGCCUACUUUCAGUGAAGCAUAGUGCCAUGGGUCUUUAUUUUGAUAAACUCCCCCCCCCCCCCCCAAACCUGGUAGGUCAUAUCAGGUUUGUUGGAUGAUGCACGUUUGAAGUAAUGCAAUAUUGCCAUGUGCUAUAUAUUGUCCUUUCUAUUUGCUAAGCUGUUUAUUUCAUCAUCUGGAGCACUGAUAGGAGUGACUCAUCCAUACUCGUGCAAGGGAAGCUCUUCUUGGGAAGAUAUUUGUUGGGAAAGAUGAGGCCCUAUUUCACAGUCUGAAUUUCUUCAGCUGCCUGGCAUAAAUUCAGAAGGGUUCUUCUCUCCUUUCACAAUGCCACAUAGGUAUAUGCAGAGAGGUUGAUCAGUUUCCCAAGUUUGCUCAACAUUUUGCUUCAUACACAGCAAUAAUAAAGUGUGUAACACUCUGGAUAAACUAAGAAAAACUUCCAGUUGUCCCAACCCAAACAAAUAAAGCACAAUUGUUGGAUUAUGUAUUGCUAUUUAGAAGUUCACCAGUCGUAUACCACCACAAAAUUGGCUGUUGUAAAUACCAGGUAAUAUCAGUC